CCGGGACGGCGGCCCGGGGGGAGCGAUGGUCUUCUUGCGGUCGAUGGGCCGCGAGAAGAGGCUAGCCAGGGUGGUCAUCAAGGGAGAUCCGGCUGCUGAGGUGCUGGAGUGGGGGGCCCAGAGGGAUGACCUACCAGAGAUAGAGAAACUGGAAGUGACCGCAGGCGGUGAGUGAACAUGGCAAAAGACUCACCCAUCCACAUAGCCCAGGAAAAACAUCUCGAUUGAUCUGUCCUGCCCCGCAGGCUUCCGUCGUCCUCUCGGAGCUUCUGCCAUCCGCGCCGUGGAGUCGCUGCUGCAGCUGCGGGGUUUGCGAGAGGCGGUGAUCGUUCUCCAGUGCACCACUUCUCAGUGUGUGAGGAGUUCUCACAUCCAAGAGGCCAUCAGGCCGGUGCUUGAUGGCCGCUUCCCCGGCGGCAGCGGUGUGGCCAACGGGUUCAGCGUCACAUGGAAGCGAACCCGCUACGAUAUCGAGGUCGUCGCCCGACGCAUCGACACGUAGAGCACACACAAGGUCAGCCUAUUGAUGCCGCAGCAGGCAGUAUGGUGGCAUCAUUGCGUCUCGUGUGUGCGUGUGUGUGUGUGGAUCAGGUGUCAGACAGACGGCUGAUUGGUUUCGGGAGAGGGAUGGAGAGGGGGCGGGGCUAUCUCUCGUACCUGCCUGUGUGAGUGCUCCUCGAAGCUGGCUGGAUAGCUGGCUGACUGACUGUGUGUAUCCAUGUCUGCCUCUGUGUUGUGUACAGACAUACGUACGUACGUCUCACUGACUGAUUCUGUAUUCCAACCAUCCAUGUCUGUCUCACACUCGUCUGUUUUCGUGUGUGCACCAUCACUACAUACAUACACAGCAUACACAGCACGCACACCCAUCUGCAGUGCACAUCUCUCUCCUCUCAUCUCUCUCCUCUCUGCAGGCACACCUCUCACUCUAUACUGCCUUGUACACACUCGUCCAGUCAGGCACACCUCUCUCAGCGACUGACCAGCGGCCACAGAAGAAACGCACUGCUCAUUGAUGAAAACUGCAGGGAGGCAUGGAUGCAGACAGACAGACAGACGGAUGGACGGACGGAUGGACGGACGGACGGACGGAUGGACGGAUGGACGGACGGACGGACGGACGGACGGAUGGAUGGAUGGAUGGAUGGAUGAAUGGACUUGUGUGGUCCAUAUAUGAGACCGCAGUUUCCCUGCACGAACAGAUGAGCAGUGGCAUACGAUGCGCACUGCGAUGAGGAUCGG
Vitrella brassicaformis is the source of this 1242-nucleotide messenger RNA. The record is from the annotation of a GenBank genome assembly. NCBI's taxonomy places the organism in Eukaryota, Vitrellaceae.